CCCUCUUUGUUGAUGGAUUUAAAGGUGUCUGUCUUCCUGUUGCACUACACGCUGAAGAAAACACAGAGACACACACAGGUGAGACAGCACAGGAGAAUUGGCCCAUUUGGAUAAGGUAGCAGUUAAGGACUCCACACACGCUCAGUAGAUGAUGUUUGUGGCUGGUUUGUGCAGCGCCCUGCUCCUCUGCACUGGCCUGGCCAGUGUCUUGGGUCAGGACUCGGGAGACAUGCCCUUCAAUGAGACCUUGGACUCGGCAGGCAAUGUGUCCCUGCGCUGGGGCUUCGAUAGCAAGCAGGAGACCAUCACCUUCCAGCUAGCCUGCAAGACCAGCGGCUGGGUGGGGUUCGGCCUCAGCCCCAGCGGGGAAAUGGACGGCUCGGAUAUCGUCAUCGGGGGGGUGAAUCCCAACGGCACCACCUACUUCACGGACAGACACGCAGUUGGUGACCAGCUCCCCCUGGUGGAUGGCAGCCAGGAUUACACCCUCCUCUCCCUGAAAGAAGACGCUACCGGAACCACAAUGAAAUUCUCGCGCAAAGUCCAGACCUGCGACAAAGACGACAUGGAGAUUUCAACAAGUGCAAUGAAGCUGAUUUACGCGUACGGAGCGGAUGACAGCAUUGCCUACCAUAACAAUGCCAGAGGAACGAAGAGCGUGAACCUGCUACAGAGCACACAGAGAUCCACGCCCUCCCAGGACUCUGUGGGGCAGCUUGAGAUGACGGUCAAUUCAUUUGCAGUUCCAGAGAGAGAUACGUACUACCACUGCAGAAUUAUUAAAUCUCCCAACUUCCCUGGGAAGCGGCAUGUUUAUCGGAUGGAGCCCAAGAUCCAGUCUGGAAAUGUGGACCUGGUUCAUCACAUUCUGGUGUACGCCUGCCCUGCGUCAGUGAGCGUGGAGCUUGAGGGGGAGUGCUACUCAGGUCAAAGCAUGUAUGUGUUUUCCAGCUGUCAGCAGGUGGUGAUAGGCUGGGCAGUAGGAGGGCAAGACAUUUGGAUGCCUCCAAAUGCAGGGAUUUCGAUUGGGACAAGUGACGAUCCCGUCUUCUACAGACUGGAAAUGCAUUACAGCAACAGCAAACUGAGCAAGGGUCGGGUGGACAGCUCAGGGCUGGUUUUUCACUACACCUCAGAGCUGCGUGCUAACGAUGUGGGGAUAUUGGAGGUGGGUCUGAUCGUGGAUACCUCGUAUGUGAUCCCCCCGAACGCCAAGGAUUUCAAAGCCUACGGGCUGUGCAACACGUCCACCUUCUCUCAGGUCCUCUCAGGAGAACCUCCUGUAUUGAACGUGUUUGCUUCUUUACUGCACACUCACCUGGCUGGGAGAGGGGUGCGAGUCGGACACUACAGAAAUGGAGAGCAGAUCGGCUUCUUGGGGAAAAAUGAACAUUAUGACUUCAACCUGCAAGAGACUAUGUUCCUGGGGAGCCUGGUCCAGGUGAAAGCGGGUGAUGAAAUAUUGGUGGAAUGUACUUACAAUACAGAAAGUCGCAAGACAGCCACUCAGGGUGGUCUGGGCACUACGAAUGAGAUGUGUCUGGCGUUCCUGUUGUAUUACCCUCGGACGAAGCUGGCAAGUUGCUGGAGUCUUCCUGAGCCCACAGCUAUGAGCGCUGCUCUUGGGGUGAAAGGCACAAGCGAGCUGGUCGCGCUGAUGAACUCCUCCGUCUGGAAUGAUACUGCUGUCGGUCGCUUCGAGAGAACAGUGCGCGAUCUGCCUCAGCUCAUGGCAGUGUCCGUGUCCAAUGGUACACGUAUAGUUGACCUCAGUUUCAUCCGGGAGUUCAAAUCCAGCCCGGCGACUGCCUGCACUACCCUUCCCCUCAGUGGUGGGGGUGAGAGCUGUGCACUGGUCACUGCAGGGCUGGGGCUCUACAUCGCUCUGCUCACCAGUCUUAUCAGUCUCACCGGGGCCCUUUGAACUGGGAGGGGACACUGGGGGGGGAUCGAGAGACGCCUCUCCCCUGCCCAGUGCUGCCUUUCUCAGGGGCAUGCUGACAUGAGUGCCUCUUGAGACUAUUAAUCGUUUCCACCCUUAUAAAAGCUUCCCACAGUCAAAGCACAGAAUUGUAAUAAAGCACAGUGAAAGUAUGGUAAAGCACAGGUGAGCAUUGUAAAGAAUAGCGAGGUAUGGUAAAGCAUAUGAAUAAACAUGCAGGGUAACCUGUGGUAUAUACACAAUAUAAUCACAGGAAAAACAGAGGAAAGACUGCAAAAAUACUGUAGCAAAACUUUUAUAAAGGCAUGGGCGUUUGGCUCAAACUGGAUUACUAUUAUGAUAAUUAGUAUGUUUAUUAUUGUUGUUAUUAUUUUACUGACACAUAAGGCAUCAGUGAUAUACAUUUUUUUAAAUCUAAUAUUAAUAAAAAAUAAUUAAGUCUUCUCUA
This is a messenger RNA of Acipenser ruthenus (sterlet), 2390 nucleotides long. Its product is annotated as DBH-like monooxygenase protein 2 homolog. The transcript is spliced from 14 exons. Bases 149 to 1924 code for a protein of 591 amino acids. Gene Ontology annotation, biological process: dopamine catabolic process; norepinephrine biosynthetic process; octopamine biosynthetic process. Lineage: Eukaryota; Metazoa; Chordata; Actinopteri; Acipenseriformes; Acipenseridae. The record is from RefSeq and is a predicted model, not a curated record. Gene Ontology annotation, molecular function: dopamine beta-monooxygenase activity; copper ion binding. Gene Ontology annotation, cellular component: secretory granule membrane.